Schizosaccharomyces japonicus yFS275 is the source of this 1169-nucleotide messenger RNA. RefSeq names its product exosome subunit Rrp43. The transcript has 3 exons. Lineage: Eukaryota; Fungi; Ascomycota; Schizosaccharomycetes; Schizosaccharomycetales; Schizosaccharomycetaceae. Bases 4 to 828 code for a protein of 274 amino acids. The record is from RefSeq and is a predicted model, not a curated record. Gene Ontology annotation, cellular component: nuclear exosome (RNase complex); cytoplasm; exosome (RNase complex).
GCCAUGUCUGACGUGAAACCAUUGUCGUUUCCGCCGAGCAUUUACAAAAGUAUUGCUCCCGGGCAAUAUUUACAACAUUUCCUCGAUAACCAGGUUCGACCAGACGGCCGGACUGUGUCGGAAUUUCGGCCGAGGGUAGUCAACACCCAAUGUAUCUCUACCGCAGACGGCAGUUGCAUUGUUCGUGCUGGUGAGAGCGUUUUCGUGUGUGGUAUCAAGGCAGAAAUUGCUGAACCAGAGCUGGAGGCUCCUUCUCGAGGCUGGAUUGUGCCCAAUGUUGAGAUGGGACCCUUGUGCAACGGCAAAUUCAAGCCCGGUCCACCUCGUGAACUGGCUCAGGUUGUCUCGGAACAGAUGAAUCAGGUCUUAGAACAAACAUGUCUCGUGCCGCUCGAGUCCCUUUGCAUACGCGAGAAGAAGGCAGCUUGGUGUCUGUACGCUGACAUCGUUUGCUUGAACUAUGAUGGUAAUGCAUUUGACUGCGCGUGGAAAGCUCUCAUGCAUGCUCUUGAAACGACGCGUUUACCCGCUGUCGUUUGGGACGAAGAUGAGGAGCGUGUUGUCUGUGUUCAUGAUGAACGCGCAAAACAUCCUCUUGCCUUAUCUUCACACAUCGAGUCUUUCUCCUGGACCGUCUUCGGAAAUUGUGUUCUUGCCGAUCCAACCGAUGAUGAGGAGUCUCUCUGUGUCGAACGCUUGACAAUCAUGCUUGAUAACGCUGGUCGCAUCUGCAAAUUGGUCAAGAUGGGCGGGACACACAUUCAAAAGGGUUUAUUAAAAGGUUGCUUGCAAAUAGCCAAGGAACAUGUACUUUCGUUAACCGCAUAAGCAUUGUUUCUUUGCCUCUCACUCAUUCGUAGAGCUGGCAAAAACUAGUGAGCAACGCUUUGAAAAAAAAACACGCAAAUACCCCUCUUUCAAAGACUUUUUGCAGUGGAUCCAAUAAAAAAGACAAUAAUUGCCGGGCGAACGGCUGAUAAUGUCUUGCAUGUUUGGAACCGCAGUUGACACGAAUAUCAUGUAGGACAAGUUUAAAAGGUUAAUAAAAGUUCGCAUCUCACACAUAAUAUCCUAAACGAUUCAAACUCAUAUGCAAAGCGAAGGCGCCAUCUUGUUACACAGGUGUAUCGGUUACACUUUUGUUUUAUCAUGUAAUCCCUUUAUUGAUC